GUCAACAUCUCCAUUUCUCAUUGGUGAAAGGGCUAACCAGUUUUAAACAAAGCCUUCCCUGGUUCGAUAACUCCUCAGGUGUUCCAUCUUCCUAGGAAUGAAAUGUAAGGUAGGCUAGUAGCCAAGAGGAUGUGAAGACUGGAAUAAUGUCUGGCAGGUGAUGAUCUACUUCUGAUAUCCGCAAGGACUUGCAAGGACGUCUGCUAUGUCUUUAAGGUACUUUUUAAAAAUGCCCUACAUGGAAAAGACUUCAAGAAGAACCGAUAAGGCCCCCACAAUUUCAAAGGGCAAUGACAAGGAACUGCAUGCUCUCAGGAGGCUCCUCUCCAUGCUCAACACUCCCAUAUGCAAAACACAGAAUCACUCUAAAGGGGGCAAAACGGAGUCCCAUCUCCACCAUAGGCCUACGGGUGACAGAGGUGGUAAGAGUAUAAAAUGCGCAAGGACCGAGGACACUGAACUUGAGAGUUUCAGUCUGACCUACAGAGACCAGAGACAUUUUAGCCGUCAUCCCCAUGACAAGAUCUUUCAAUGUAUCCUCACUGCUUUGAUCAGAAACAGGCUCAACUGCAGAGAAUGGCUUGACCAUACCCACCCUGACAACAUUCUGAGAGUCCUCAUUUGUUUGCGUUUGUUAAUCAGAGAACCACAUUAUCAGAGAGUUUUCCAUGAGCUCCAAGGAUCUUGGCACCUUUCAAGGUAUAUGGACUCAGUAUCAGACUGUUAUUUGGAUGCUGGAGAACAAACAUUGGGUGUAGAACAUCUAGUCACUAUGACAUAUGUAUUUCAGAAAAUCGCUGCAAAGGAAGACCAGAGAAAGUGGGUUAUUGAAUGUGGUGCACACAAGAUUCUUGUGAAGCUCCUGACGACUAAAGACAGUAGUGUCUUACUAGGAGCUCUCCUUGCCCUGACCUCCCUGGCUGAAAGUGUGGAGUGCAAGGAGAAGAUAGGAGAGCUAUGCAUCGUUGAAAAUCUGCUUGUCAUCUUACAAGAAUACGACCUGUUGUCCAAAAGGACGUGUGCAGAGCUGCUGAGGCUGCUGUGUCCUGUGCGGCGGGUGCGGGAGCAGCUGAAGGCCUGCGAGGGCGUGCCCGUCCUGCUCAGCCUGCUCCACGCUGACCACCUCGAGCUGCUCUGGAGCGUGGCCUGGGUCCUGGUCCAGCUCUGCCAGGACCCCGAUGCUAACGCCGAGAUCCGUGCCUGGGGUGGCGUGCAGCAGCUACUGCGCAUACUCCAUGUUGAGCGGGCGUAUGUGUCGGACCGUGCCUCCAUCGAGACCCUGUCCAGUGCCAACGCUGCUCGUCGUAUCCAGAGGCAGCACCUCUCUGAGGAGCUCAGUCCACAGGAAACUGCUGAAAACAUCAUGGCACUGCAGGCAGCCUGCUGUGCUGCAGUAACUGAGCUGGUCUUGGAUGAUGCGACAGCUCAUCAUAUUGUUCAGGAAAACGGAAUCUACAUAAUAGCAAAGCUGAUUCUGCCACAGGCUGGACCCAAGGGCCCAUCGCUACAGUGUUAUGCAUUUAGGACACUUCGCUUCUUGUUCAGCAUAGAGCGAAACAGACACCUGUUUAAGAAACUGUUUCCAUCAGACCUCUUUGAGAUGUUCAUUGAUGUUGGACAUUACAUUAGAGACAUUGCUGCCUAUGAGCCACUGCAGGAAAAAGUUUCUGUUUUCAGUAGCAAAGAACUAAACGAAUUGAAGGAAAGCAUUGAGAUAGUGAACCAGAACCGACCUCCUCUCAAAGUGAUCAAUGGCUAUGCCAUUCUGGACCAUCUGGGUAGCGGGGCCUUUGGAAGUGUUUUCAAGGUCCGGAAACAGAAUGGACAGAACCUUCUGGCCCUGAAGGAAGUGAACCUUCACAACCCAGCGUUUGGCAAAGACAAGAAGGCCCGAGACAGCAGUGUGGAGAAAAUAGUCUCGGAGCUGACCAUCGUUAAGGAGCAGAUGAACCAUCCAAACAUUGUGAAGUACAUUAAGACAUUUUUAGAAGGUGACAGGAUGUAUAUUGUGAUGGAGCUCAUAGAGGGACUUCCUCUCUCGGACCAUUUCACCUCACUCAAAGAGAAGCAGCAGCAGUUCACUGAAGACAGAGUGUGGAACGUUUUCAUACAGUUAUGCCUGGCACUGAGAUAUUUGCACAAGGAGAAGAGGAUUGUCCAUAGAGACCUCUCCCCUAAUAACAUCAUGCUUGGAGAGAAAGACAAAGUCACUAUCACUGACUUUGGACUCGCAAAGCAGAAACAAGAGAACAGCAAGCUGAUGUCAGUUGUGGGCACCAUACUGUACUCCUGCCCCGAGAUAGUGAAGAGUGAGCCCUACGGAGAGAAGGCGGAUGUGUGGGCCGUGGGCUGCAUCCUGUACCACAUGGUCACCCUCCAGCCACCCUUCUACAGCACCAACAUGCUCUCCCUCGCCACCAAGAUUGUGGAAGCAGUCUAUGAACCUAUAGAGGAGGGUGUCUUUUCAGAGCGAGUCAAAGACCUGAUCAAAUGGUGCCUGACUCCGGACCCAGACAGCCGGCCGAACAUCGUUGAGGUCAGUGCCAGGAUCUCCGAUGUGCUGAUGAAGUUCAUGGAUAAUCUGUGUGCCAGCCAUCAGGCCCUUGAGCGCAGAUCUGAGCGGGACAGGAAGCGGGCGCAGAAGUACUUCCUGGAAAGCAACCAAGCCAGGCUUGGACACUGGAUGGCACCAAUCUCUCAGGGAAAAAUCAUCAAGGAGAAUGAAGAAGCCUGUUCAGAGGCCGGAUCUGUGAGCAUUCAGCAUUCUUCUCAAUGCAGUUCUCAAGCUGAAGGGGACAGUCAGCCUUCAUCUGAGUACAGUUCACAAGCUGAAGUGAAGCAAGAGCACCAGGCUAAUAGUUUUGAGAAACACUCCAGAACAGCCUCCAGCUCUGCCACAGAACUGCGUAAGAAAAGCUUCAGACCCACCGAGUGCAGUGUCAGCCUUUCUCUGUCAGAGCGCACUCCAGCCUGCAGGGAUUUUCUACCACAGCCAAAGUCCCGUCCAGCCACAGCAGGAAUUUUUGUAUCUCAGAGGAAACUUCGGCAAAUAGAGGACCCCGUUCAAAGACUGGUUGGACUACUGCAUAAAAUUAUUUAUAUUUGUCAGCUUCCUCCAGCCCAACACUACAACCACAGGAGACGGACUAUAGAGAGGUUCAAAAAAUCUUUAUUCCAUCAAGGAAGCAAUCCAUAUAGCCUUAAAGUGGAAUUAAACAAGGUUCUUCAGGGAAGCUCAGACUUGGUUGAGUCGGUGUCUUCCUGCAGAGAUUGGUGGUCUCAGGUCCAGUCUUUUGGGAGGGAACCUUUCAGCACUGAACCACGAGGUGAGAGUGGCUACGCAGGUCUGCAGGAUGGUAUUACAUAUGAACAGUUGCAAACUCUGAUAGAGGAUGAGCUUGAGGAAAAUGGCUACCACAGCAGAACAGCAUCCAGGAGUGAUCAGGAGGCAAUGCGUGGAAACCAGAGACCCUAUUCCCCAAGCACUCUUGUAUCCUCUGAGGCCUGUGACAACAAGGCUACAUAGUGGUGCAAGCAGAUCCGUGAGCUUAACUGGAGGCCAGUCUGAAUGGCCUUACUCUAUGCACCUGUAUAGUGUUUGUAAAUGAAUGACCAUGCACAUGAUAUUGACAGCAUAGUAUCAACAUUUUGUUGGACAGGGAGCUUUAGAUGUGGUAUUAUUACACAGACAUGCAAUCAUUAGGUAUAUACUGUAUGCCAUUUGAUGUUUAACUCCGCUUCUGCAGAAAAAUGCUGUUUAGUUGAAUUACGUGCAAUUUGGUCUCACUUCCUGAUGAAUGAGAAGUUAUUUCUAUUUUUGUGUUGCCUUUAAAAAUACCACAGCAACAUUAAGCUAUCUCAAUUACAAUCCUGUUAUGUAAGAUGGCUGUAUCUGUGCAUUCUAGGACUGUUGGUAUGGCACAGCCUAUAUUUAGCAGAUUAAGCGGUAAAGUAGAGCAGGGAGGGUGACCUUUGCCCCGUGAAUGAGUGUAGUCUUUAAGUUUAUUGCAGUUGACUUGCACUUCCUGCUGUAGCAUAUGCUAUUGUUCUGCUCUUCCACUUGUAACAGUCCUUCAAAAUUGUCAUGGACAUACUUAACUGUUUACAUAUUUACUGUUACUGUUUGUUGCCUUCAUAGAUCUAUGACUUUUGUACAAGGUUUUUAAUCUCAGGGUUACUGAUGCACUUUUUCUGUAAAUGAUAAUCAUUCUGUCAGAUGGUUUUGGAAUGUAUCAUAAAAAGCACUUUGCAUGAAUUUAUUGCAUCUUAUUAAAAUUCAACAUAAUCCAGUUAUUUUCUCUAUGACUCCUUAAGAGUUAACAGCUCCACCUUGUGGGCAAAGAUGCACAGUACCACUAGGGAACUGGCUCCUUGGCCCCACAUUUUUGAGAU
Alosa alosa (allis shad) is the source of this 4392-nucleotide messenger RNA. It is a transcript of the gene nek10, whose product is annotated as NIMA-related kinase 10. Bases 206 to 3526 code for a protein of 1106 amino acids. Gene Ontology annotation, biological process: protein phosphorylation. The record is from RefSeq and is a predicted model, not a curated record. Gene Ontology annotation, molecular function: protein kinase activity; ATP binding; protein binding. The transcript has 36 exons. NCBI's taxonomy places the organism in Eukaryota, Metazoa, Chordata, Actinopteri, Clupeiformes, Clupeidae.